Molecule: messenger RNA, 2097 nt
Organism: Daucus carota subsp. sativus
Lineage: Eukaryota; Viridiplantae; Streptophyta; Magnoliopsida; Apiales; Apiaceae
Product: protein FAR1-RELATED SEQUENCE 5-like
Exons: 5
Coding region: 1-2097 (698 amino acids)
Biological process (GO): regulation of DNA-templated transcription
Molecular function (GO): zinc ion binding
Source: RefSeq, a predicted model, not a curated record
AUGGAGAACACUAGCCGGAACACUGAAUUUCAGUCGAAUUCUGAUGCUUGUAGCAAUACUGUGUUUGAUCACCAUAGGUUUGAUGAAAAUUUUGAUUUUGAUGUUCAAGAGCUUGGUAGAGACUGGAUCCCUGAAUGUUCUGAGGGAUUGAAACCUUACAUUGAUCAGCGGUUUAGUGAUCUUGAUCAAGAUUUUAUUUUCUACAAGGAAUACGGUAGAUCAUCUGGAUUUGAUAUACGUUGGUCGACUGAAAGGAGUGAUAGGGAUGGAAAUACCAUAGAGAAGUAUUUUGUUUGCUCAAGAUCAGGUCGUCCUGACGACAAAAAUGUUGAUAAAAAAACUCCAAAAGCGGAGGAGAACGGUAAGGGAGGAAUGCAAUUCCUGAGGUGUAGUAGGUCUCUAACCGAGUUCCACAAAAGAUUUAUCUUUGAUGCUUCCAAAUCAAACAUUGGUGCUUCACGAGCGUAUACCAUUUUUAAAUCAAUGAUAGGUUCAUAUGAAGAUGUAGGAGCUACUGUUGUUGAUUUUAAAAACUUUUCCAGGGAUAUUAAACAACACAUUGGAAAGCAUGACACUGAUAUGAUUGUUCAGAAAUUCAGGGACAUACAAGAAUCUUCAGACCCCAAUUUUAAAUUUGAAUAUAAAACCGACUCGGCAAAUCAUCUCACACAAUUAUUCUGGGCAGAUGGCGAAGGAAAGAGAAACUACGAAGUAUUUGGUGAUGCUGUUUCUUUUGAUGCAACAUACAGGACGAACAUGUAUGGAAUGGUUUUCAUACCUCUCAUAGGAAUAGACAAUCAUUGGAAGAGUGUUACUUUUGGUGCGAUCCUGCUUGAACGGGAAGACAAUGAAAACUAUAUAUGGGCAUGCGAAUCUUUCAAGAAGGUGUUUGGUAAGGAUCCCAAAUGUAUCAUUACAGAUCAAGACCUCGCAAUGAAAGCAGCUCUUCAAUAUUCUUUCCCACUUGUCAAGCAUCGGCUAUGCUUCAUGGACAAACUUGGACGAGUAAUAUGGGUAGAUCACAUAAUGCCAGAAGAAUUUGAACAAGGAUGGACAUAUGCUGUUGAUGAAUUUGACUUGAACAAGAAUGUUUGGCUAAAAGAAAUGUUUGACAUGAGAUCUUUGUGGAUUCCAUCAUACUUUAAUGAUGAACCAAUGGUAGGACUUCUGCGGACAACAUCGAGGUCAGAAAGUUCUAAUUUUUAUUUUGGAAAUUACGUUCAGCGAGGUGAUACACUUUCAGAGUUUUACAUAUGCUAUCAGAGUGCCAUUGAAAAACAAAGGAACAACGCUAAGAAACUGACACACUAUGAUGACUUCACACCAAAAACAAUUACAGACAGAGAGAUUGAAAAAGAUGCCAUUAGACUUUACACAAGGGCUCUGUUUUAUAAGGUUCAAGAAGAGAUAAGAGCUGGUAGUAUGGAUAUUGUUCUAUUGGGCAUGACUUGUCUGGACAAUGUCAAGAAAAUAAAGAUCCAAGAACCAGUGAACAAAACCAGGAUAUUUGAGGUUGCAGUUAACAUGGAUACACAUAAUAUUGAAUGUUCGUGCAAACUUUUCACCAGAGUUGGCUAUCUAUGUUCCCAUGCCUUUUUCUGCCUUGGUAUUUGUGGAAUUAGAAUCAUACCAAGACAGUAUGUCUCAAACAGAUGGUUGAAGAACGCAGUCGAGCGUUUCAGCACACUUGAACUUGGAGAAAUAUCUGAUAGAGAUGCAACAAAUUUAUCGAGGCGUGUGCAGACACAAGAUUGUUGGUUUGAGUUCCAAGGGUGCCUAAGCGACGCAUCUGGUAAUGCUGAUAUUUUAGAGUAUAUUAAAAACGGACUUUGCAGCAUGAGGAAGCACAUAACAAUAACAAUGAAUAAACCAAGAACUCGAUUAAACUCAAAGCAGAUCGAAGAAUUAAUAGAUUCUCGUGUUGUCAACGAGAUCACAAUACAGAAUCCUAACAAAAGUAACAACAAGGGCAGUAGGAAAAGAAUCAUAUCAGGAGCAGAGAAAUCAAUUGGGUGCAACAAAAGGAAAAUGAGGAAAUGUGCAACUUGCCAGGAGUAUGCUUAUCAUGAUUCAAGGACUUGUCCUGAGAAGAAUUAA